Pyrus x bretschneideri (Chinese white pear) is the source of this 1269-nucleotide messenger RNA. Its product is annotated as putative disease resistance protein RGA1. Bases 1 to 1269 code for a protein of 422 amino acids. Lineage: Eukaryota; Viridiplantae; Streptophyta; Magnoliopsida; Rosales; Rosaceae. The record is from RefSeq and is a predicted model, not a curated record. The transcript has a single exon.
AUGGACCCUGCUACUCGUCAUGCCGUGAUCGUGCUUGCAAAGAGAGAUGGGUUCUUCAAUUUCGAUGCGGAUGGAAAUCCUACCGAAGACUUUACUUGCUCUAGGAGGGCAUGCCUGGUCAAAACCGACGAAGGUUCUUCUAUACUCGAAUUGCCAUUCCAUUUAAAACAGGAGAAUGUUCGAAGUAUGAUCAAUGUCAAUGAGCCUGAUCUUGAGUUCAGACCAGACUGGUUCUCGAAGAUGAAAAACGUCAGAGUGUUGCAGCUUGGAAGAUGGCAGAGCUCUGCCGAACAUCUGAUUCAGAUAGAGGACAGUGACUUCUUAAAAGGGUUGAAGAAUAUGAGACAUCUCCGGUACUUGAGUCUUCGAGGAGUCUCUGGAAUUACUGAGCUUCCGGCUGCAGUCUGCAAACUCAGCAAUCUGAGGAUCCUGAACCUCAACGGCUGUCUUGAUUUGGAGAAAAUUCCUCGAGGGAUAGGCUCACUCAAGAACCUGACACACUUAGAUAUGUACGAGUGCUACUUGAUGAGCCACAUGCCGAAGGGACUUGCUUUGCUCUCAAAUCUCCAAGUGCUUAAAGGGUUCGUGAUCGAUGAGCCAAGGCCUGCAGGAGGUGGACGCCAGCCCUGUAAGCUAGCUGAUUUGUCAAGCUUGCAACAUCUAAGAAAGUUGAGUAUCCAUGUUGACAUAAACAAAAUGUCCGACGCUGUGGAAAGAGACCUGAUUUCUUUGGCAGAUUUUAAAAAGCUCCGGUCUUUAUCCAUAUCAUGGUCAAGACUUUAUGACCACAUAAAACGUCCACCACUCCGGAGGAGGCUAACCAACAAGCUUUCCAGCCUCUCAAAAUUAAAAUCAAGAAAAUCAUCAUUUUCAUCAACGCCGCCAGUUUCUCCAUCAAAGGCUUCAGACUCUCCAUCGCUUCGUGUUCUUUUGGAGAAACUUAACCUCCAUUACUUCCCUUAUUCCAAGAUUCCUGAUUGGUUGAUGCAAUGGGAAUUAGACAAACUAAAGAAGCUCCAUAUCAGAGGGGGAAGACUCUCAGAUUUGUGUCACGGAAAUCAAUGCCAAUGGAACGUCAAAGUUUUACGCUUGAAGUUCUUGGAAAGAUUGCAGAUGAGUUGGCCGAGACUGCAAGAAUUGUUUCCAGAGUUGAAUUACUUGGAGAUAUUCGAGUGUCCUAAACUCAGUUCCAUGCCAUGCGACAAUGAGGGUGUGUGGGUAAAGGGAGGCUCAAAGCAAGAAGAAGCAUCGAACAGCAAUCAUCAUUAA